Larimichthys crocea (large yellow croaker) is the source of this 4194-nucleotide messenger RNA. RefSeq names its product WD repeat-containing protein on Y chromosome-like. The transcript has a single exon. The record is from RefSeq and is a predicted model, not a curated record. The coding region runs from base 147 to 3893 and encodes 1248 amino acids. Lineage: Eukaryota; Metazoa; Chordata; Actinopteri; Sciaenidae. Gene Ontology annotation, molecular function: calcium ion binding; protein binding.
GUCACAAAAGCUUGGAUACACAAGGAGGAUAAGAAGGAUUUUGGACCUUAAUUUGAGUGAGGGUCUCUCAUUUCAACAAAUAUCACUGGUUAUAUUCUCUAUAAUUAUUAUAUAUUAUAUAAUACAUUAUAUAGACUGAAGUAAUAAUGGAGCAACAAGCUAUUAUCAAUGAGAUUUACAAUCUGCAAAAUAUAGGAGAGAUUAAAAAGGUAUUUCAAGAGGCUGAUACCGAUGGAGGUGGAGGAUUGGACAUAGAGGAAUUCUCUUAUGCAAUGAAAAGAAUAUUGGGUAAUGUGAGUGAGGAACAACUCACUACCCUCCACAUGAAGAUAGAUGCAAACUGUGAUGGGACUAUAGACAUUGGUGAAUUAACGUCCUUCUUCUUAGAACAAGGAGAUGCAUUAGAUUUUAAAAAUCAAAUAUUCCCAAAACCUUUUAAAAUUAUACCUGUGGAUUUGAAAAGAAAAACUGCUGCUCUGACAUUCUGUCCGUAUGGCGGGAUAUCAGAUGACACUCCACAGAAAGAAGGAGAAAUUUGGCCUUAUGUGACAGGUCAUUAUGUCUCCAUCAGCACAAACGGUAUACUCAAUGUCUGGAAUGACACAUUUCAAAGCAAAUGUACACUUGACUUGUGUAAAUUAUCAAAGAUGCUCCCUCAUUCACACAUGGCAAAAAUGUGUGUUACUGACAUGGUGUUCAUCCAAGAACUCAAACAACUGGCAGUCUCCACAACUGGCAGGCAGCUGUUAUUCUAUGACUACAAUGAGUUUCCUGAGGUUAAAGAUUUUCAUAUUGAUUAUGGUUUAACUGUUGACCACAGUGUGACCACCCUGAACUACUGGUCCAAUGGAACAAAAGGAAUAUUUUCCUUUGGAACUGAUGAAGGAUGUCUUCUGAUAUUAAUCUCACGCAAGAUAAAGCAGAAUGGUCUACUGAACAAAGAGUUGACAGAAAGCCCCUCUCUGCAGGAUUAUCCGACUUAUUAUGUUAGCAAAAUGCUUACAGCCUGUAACAAAGACCAUUGCUGUAUCAGAGUCUCAAUCUUUGAUAGUAGUUUCAAGCAGAUCCAUUACAUUCCAUCACUGGACUCAUUUGCCGUAUGUUCUCAAUCGGCUGAUAGAAUGGUUCUUGUUUCCCUGUCUAAGCAGUCAAACAAAAUCUCCAAAAAGUACCUGAAGAGUGAGGACGGUAAAAUGUUUUUCACCUCUGUUGCUUACUCGGAUUGGUCUAAAUGUCUGGUGACUGGUGGUAUAGAUGGUGUUUUGCGGGUGUGGAAUCCCCACAACUCACAGUUGUGUGUAAAGGAAUUAAAAGGACAUAUAAAACCCAUUACACACGUGAUGUUCAAUCCCAAGAAGAGACUAUUUCUAAGUUUGUCAGACGACAAACAAGUAUGUGCAUGGAGUGAUCUGAGCUGGCAGCUUUUGCAAACUUUUCAGGUUGAAGGCAUUGGAAAGAAAAAAAUUUCAGUUGCACAUUAUAACACACUUAACAAUGAGUUAGUUGUUGCAAACAUAAAUAUUGGAGCUUGUCUUGGCUAUGGCACAGAUGUUUUACAAAAUUCUUUAACAUCUCAUGAAAAGCCCCUGUGCAAUGCUCUCUAUCACAACAUUUUCAAACAGGUCGUCUCCGUAUGCCAAAAUGGUAUGGUGGCAGUGUGGGACAUCUUAACAGGAGAAGCUGUCAUGAAGUUCAAGGUCAGUCCAGAUAAGUAUGUGGGGCCCACUGCCAUCUCAUUUGAUGGAUCUAAGCGCAGACUAAUCACGGUUUCUGAGGGAGGGAUAGUGAAACUGUGGAACUUUAACAACGGAAAGGAGCUUGACGUUCUUCCAGUUACCGUGAAUAAGAAGGUGACGUGUAUUGUCUGCAUUAAAGAUAGGGUGUUUAUGUCUGGAAGGGACUCCAGGAUCAUAUAUGACCUGAAUGUGGAUGAAAAUGAUUACAGAUUUUUGGAGCAUGAGUAUUUAAAUGACGUUUCCUCAUUGGAUGUGCAUGACACCAAACUGAUUGCUGCCGCCAGCAAUGGAAAUAUUGUUAUCUGGGAAACUGAAACUUCACAUGCUUUCCUCUGCCUCAACAUCAAUAAGAGCCCUCAAACACAGAGCCUGGGCUUAAAUUAUCAAGGUCGUGUAGGUUUUGUGUGUGAAAUUAAGACAAACACUAGGUUGUGUACGAAUGAACAAAGCUCAAAAUCUGAUCAUAAAAUUAUAUCUCUGAAGACCCGGAUGGACACUCCUACUACAGCCACACUGCUAAGUUCGGCAAAUGGCUACAUCUAUGCCUGGUCUAUCCAUCCCAAAGGACAUAUAAUAGCAACAUUCAGGGCAAUAAAUGACGAAGGUGGCGUCAUUACUACUAUGGCUACUGAUGACACUGAGAAAAAAUUACUGACUGGGGAUAGUACCGGGCGCGUUUGUCUGUGGGACAUUGAGUGUUUUGGAUAUAAAACACAGACCAGCAAAGGGCCACACGAGAAUGCACCUCCUCUGUUGCAUUCAUGGCAAGCUCACCCCACAGGAAUUGUGCGUGUUAUGUGUGACCCUGCAUGUACAAAAAUAAUUACUGCAGGGUUGGACUGCAAUGUCCGGCAAUGGACAAACACAGGCUGCUACAUAGGCCUAUUUGGGAAAGACAAAUGGGAUGCUAUGCAAGUCAGCCCUGAGGGGAAUGCUGACCAGGUGCAGGAAAUGGAACCACCAGACACACUAGACAAACCAGACUCACCAGAGAUAACAGAAACAUACCAUGAGUCCUACUAUAUCCCAGUCGAUCUAACCACUGAACUGUUAGAAGAGAAAUGCACAGUCAUGGAAGCCUUUUCUAAGAGAGCACAACACCUGAUUCAAUCUACUGAUGUGUGCUUGCAGAAGCAGCACAGAAAUACUCAGAAUCAGUUCAGGCCACACCCCCCUCAGACCCCACGUCUCAGAGAUGGCACUGAGCAUGAACAUGGACAAAGCUCUCCUCCGAACUACACUAGGAAAACUAGAUUUGGACGUGUAUAUAGGAACCCGCAGGCAGAUACUCUAGAAGGUGGUACCCUUAAACCAAACACCCUGCCAGGCAAGCAGGGGCCUGAACAAACAUCAAACCAUGUACGCUUUCCACCCAUUUCACAUAAAGUUCAGCUGACAGGUCAUCAAACCCAGUUGGAACCAUUGCCACCACGGAUCUCACGCACUAUGGGUGGCACUGAUAUGAAGAGCUCGCUGCACAUGCAGCAAUCUGUUGGUGCAGUGAAGCAGGAGCAGUCCACACAUAGUCAAACUCAGUUCAAGCCACACCCCCCUCAGACCCCACGUCUCAGAGAUGGCACUGAGCAUGAACAUGGACAAAGCUCUCCUCUGAACCACACUAAGAAAACUAGAUUUGGACGUGUAUAUAGGAACCCGCAGGCAGAUACUCUAGAAGGUGGUACCCUUAAACCAAACACCCUGCCAGACAAGCAGGGGCCUAAACAAACAUCAAACCAUGUACGCUUUCCAUCCAUUUCACAUAAAGUUCAGCUGACAGGUCAUCAAACCCAGUUGGAACCAUUGACACCACGGAUCUCACGCACCAUGAGUGGCACUGAUAUGAAGAGCUCGCUGCACAUGCAGCAAUCUGUUGGUGCAGUGAAGCAGGAGCAGUCCACACAUAGUCAAACUAGGUUCAAGCCACAUCCCCCUCAGACCCCACAUCUCAGAGAUGGCACUGAGCAUGAACAUGGACAAAGCUCUCCUCUGAACAACACUAAGAAAACUAGAUUUGGACAUGUAUAUAGGAACCCGCAGGCAGAUACUCUAGAAGGUGGUACCCUUAAACCAAACACCCUGCCAGGCAAGCAGAGGUCAGAGCAAACAUCAAAGCAUGUACAUCAAAGCUAUGUAUGCUCUGUUAAGAAUCAGGUCUAAAUAUGAGUGUUUGUAAUGGUUUACUCCGGGUGCUCCGGUUUCUCCAACAAACUCUUUAUGAAUUUUAAUAAAAAAAAAAAAAAAAAAAAAAAAAUCCCUCCCUUGGCCCCAGACCCAGCUCAUCAUACUAAGACCACCAAUUUGAAUCACAAAGUUUAGCCAUCACUUUCUCCAUGUAUGAAUGCCAAAUACUGCAUGUUGUGAAUAAGGUCCGAAGUAUGUAUGUUUGUAAUGGUUUACUCCGGGUGCUCCGGUUUCUCCUAAAAACUCUUUACGAAUUGAAUAAAAAAAAUAAAAAAAA